Molecule: messenger RNA, 1035 nt
Organism: Drosophila grimshawi
Lineage: Eukaryota; Metazoa; Arthropoda; Insecta; Diptera; Drosophilidae
Exons: 1
Coding region: 1-975 (324 amino acids)
Source: RefSeq, a predicted model, not a curated record
AUGUGCCAGCUUCUUCUCAUCUAUCUCAGCUGCUGCUGCCUGCUGCUGGUGGCUGCCACCACUGAGCUGCCCGAGGACGUUGCCACAACAGAUGCGUCGUUUGGGUAUCCCGAUGAAGGCAUUACAUUGCAAGAGCUAGGCAAGCCGAGUCCCGAGGAGGAGCAAUUGAUGGCGUCACUGAAAGUAAACUGGUUGCCAAUGGCGCUGGGCGCUGACCCAGACAAAGAGCUGACCAGGCAGGUGGAUGAGGUGUCAAAACAGCACGAGGCGGACGAGAAUGUUGAGGAAGAGGACGAGGUGGAGGAGGAGGAGGAGGAGGACAUGCUGGAAUCUGCACCGCGUGAUGGCAACGUAUGUCCCAUCACUGCAGAGAAGGGACUGACCCGCCUGAUCCGCAAUGCCCGUCCUCUGCUCGAUUUGCCCCGUUUGAGCAACAUCUUGGCCAAUGCUCGCGAGGAUGGCAAGGUGAGUGACCUGUUUAGGCUGCUGCGCAGCGAUCAGUUCAAGGAGCGCGUGCGGCAACUGCGCAACACCAAGGAGCAGGGCGCGCUGAGGGAUUAUGUGUGCCAGUCCCUCAAGCUCAACCACACCUAUUACAUUGAGUACGUGAGAUUGCUGAUCAAUGUGCAGAACACCGAGCCGGUGACCAGUCCCUUGCCCAAUCGUCGCCGGGGUGUGCGUGGAUUGCUGCAGGAUCUGCGCGAUGCACUGCCGCGUGCCCAGUUGCGGGAUCUGUAUCGUCGCCAGCUGGUGGAGGAUAGAGAGCUGGCCACAGCCGUGCGACGCAUUCGCAGCCUCAAGUUCCGGCUUCUGCUCGCCAAUGUGCGUGCUCUGCCCGAGUAUCGGGUGGUGCGGAAUGAUCUGGAGUUGGCCGGAGUGCCGCUGCAGUUGCUCCUCAAUCUGGUUUCCAAUGCCUUGGGCUGGGGUUCCCUUGAUGUGGGCACUGAGACGGAAAUCUUAAGUGGCUUGGCUUAGGGUUGUGUAUAUAUUUAAUAUACACUUCACCCAUCAGCUUUUGACAACUCCUCUAUGACU